UAGGCAAAAAUUAUAAAGGCCAAGAAUCGAUUGAAAAGGGAAUUUUGUGUUUGUUUCCCGGGAAAACGAAAAAAUGGGUGUGGCCGAAGAACCGAUUCUCUCGCGCUUGGAGCGCCUCGAUAAUAUGUUGAGGCGGUUGGAGGAAAUUAGAGGGUGCGGGAAGUCGCCAAAGAGCUCGUGUGCAUCCACUCCAUCAAGUGGGACCCUCACGAGCGAUUACCAAACGUCGUCCGUUGAUCUUUCCCCAAAAACUCUGGAGAAGCACUGCCGUCCGAUCAACCAUGUGGUCAAAGUCACUGAACUCAGAGGAAGCCUCGUGGAGCGGAUGGACAAUAUCGAGGAUAGAGUCCUUAAGCUUUGUUUGCAAAUAGAGGGAGAGAUAGAAAGGGAAAAAGAGAUGAUAAUGGUCGAGAAGGAUAGGAAGCCUAAGAAAAGCUUUAAACAACUUAUUCAAUUGUGCCCGAUGGGACAGGGAAUACGUCGUCACCCAUCUCGAUCUUAGUAUCGUAACCUUCGUUCAAUAACGAUUUUGUUUCGAGCUCGAUAUAGCUCACGAGCUAGUUCUAGUUUUGUUGAGUAAGUACAUAAAAUUUUGAUGGUUUUUGUAUAUGUAAGCUUGUUUGUGAC
Molecule: messenger RNA, 627 nt
Organism: Cucurbita moschata (crookneck pumpkin)
Lineage: Eukaryota; Viridiplantae; Streptophyta; Magnoliopsida; Cucurbitales; Cucurbitaceae
Exons: 3
Coding region: 74-502 (142 amino acids)
Source: RefSeq, a predicted model, not a curated record